This is a messenger RNA of Nematolebias whitei (Rio pearlfish), 1568 nucleotides long. RefSeq names its product differentially expressed in FDCP 8 homolog (gene def8). The record is from RefSeq and is a predicted model, not a curated record. NCBI's taxonomy places the organism in Eukaryota, Metazoa, Chordata, Actinopteri, Cyprinodontiformes, Rivulidae. The coding region runs from base 122 to 1459 and encodes 445 amino acids. The transcript has 12 exons.
ACGUUGCUGAUAGAAAAAAACAACAACACACGAACGACUGUCCACCUAAAGCAUAUUCGUCUGUAAAAAAUAAAUUCAACAGCUGCUUGUUGUCUGGUGUUUAUACGAUGUAGCCAGUGAAAUGGAGUAUGAUGAGAAACUUGCACUUUUCCGUCAAACUCGCCUCAACCCGUUUGAUCGAGGAGGAGAUGAUCGUCCUCAAGGAGGCAAGACACCCCUGCAUCAUGCAGCACAGUCUGAACUAUUUUCUGGAACUAAAACCCACAGUUCAGAUCGCACUAUGGAUCUCGGCCUGGCUGAGGACCAUUUCUCAAGACCUGUGGGUUCAUUUGUGGCAUCAGACAUUGAGCAACUGAAACAAGCAAUAGAGGAGUGUAAGAAGCUGAUCCUGGAGCUGCCAGAACAUUCAGAGAGACAAAAGGACACUGUGGUGAAACUGAUCCACCUGCGCCUCAAACUGCAGGAACUUAAAGACCCAGAAGAGGAUGAACCUAAUCUGAGAGUCAUACUGGAGCACCGCUUUUCAAAAGAGAAGAGCAAGAGUGUGAAGCAGACAUGUGACAAGUGUAGUACCAUCAUUUGGGGUCUCAUCCAGACCUGGUAUACCUGCACAGGUUGCUAUUAUCGUUGCCACAGUAAGUGCAUGAACCUGAUCACAAAGCCCUGUGUCAGGUCAAAGGUGAGCCACCAGUCGGAGUAUGAACUCAGUAUCUGCCCAGAAAUAGGACUCGAUCGUCAGGACUACCGUUGUGCAGAAUGUCGCGCACCUAUUUCACUGAGGGGUGUACCGAGUGAGGCCCGACAGUGCGACUACACAGGCCAGUACUACUGCAGCACGUGCCACUGGAACGACACCGCCGUCGUACCUGCUCGUGUCAUUCACAACUGGGAGUUUGAACCACGCAAGGUCUGUCGCUCCUCGUUGCGCUAUUUGGCACUCAUGAUGUCGCGUCCGGUGUUGAAGCUGAAAGAAAUCAAUCCGCUGCUCUUCAAUUUUGUGGAGGAACUGGUUGAGAUCAGGAAGCUCCGUCAGGAUAUCCUGCUGAUGAAACCCUAUUUUUUAACUUGCAAAGAGGCAAUGGAAGCUCGGCUGCUACUUCAACUACAAGAUCGACAGCACUUUGUGGAGAAUGAUGACAUGUACUCGCUGCAGGAUCUGAUCGACAUCUCCAUCGGCAGACUCGGCUGCUCCCUCACUGAGAUCCACACAACUUUUGCUAAACACAUCAAACUAGACUGUGAGCGCUGUCAGGCCAAAGGAUUUGUGUGUGAGCUCUGUAAGGAGGGAGACAUCUUGUUUCCUUUCGACAGUCAUACGUUGGUGUGCCAGGACUGCUCGGCUGUAUUCCACAGAGAUUGUUACUAUGACAACUCCACUACGUGCCCACGAUGUGCACGGAUGACCGAGAGGAAACAGGACGAGGUGCCAGAUCAGAAGGACGGUGGACUCCAGAAAUGAAGACUCUUGCUCACCUGUGGAUCCAGGAGAUUUGGUCAAAUCGUAAAACUACCGUCAGGCGUUUGUCUUGAGCGUUUCAUGUUUUCUAAUGUCUCAAUGAAUUUAUAAA